AUGCCGUGGGGCUUUUUUCUUUUGACAGGAUCAUCUACUUUCAAAAAAUCGCUCACCCCUGAGAUGCCGGGUUCUUCUGGGCAGCCAGGCUCACAGACGAUAAAGAAAGGGCACAGAGGAGUGGACUCCACGGGCGAGACUACCUACAAAAAGACGACAUCAUCUGCCUUGAAAGGUGCCAUUCAGCUGGGCAUUACACACACAGUUGGAAGCUUGAGCACCAAACCCGAAAGAGAUGUUCUCAUGCAAGAUUUCUACGUAGUAGAAAGUAUUUUCUUCCCAAGUGAAGGGAGUAACCUGACCCCAGCUCAUCACUACAACGACUUUCGGUUCAAAACCUAUGCUCCAGUGGCCUUUCGCUAUUUCCGGGAGCUCUUUGGGAUCCGACCGGAUGACUAUCUGUACUCGCUCUGCAGUGAGCCCCUCAUUGAACUUUCAAACUCCGGGGCCAGCGGAUCCCUCUUCUACGUAUCCAGCGACGACGAGUUUAUCAUCAAAACGGUUCGGCACAAAGAGGCUGAGUUCUUACAGAAGCUGCUGCCUGGCUACUACAUGAAUUUGAACCAGAACCCAAGGACGCUGCUGCCAAAGUUUUACGGCUUGUACUGUGUCCAGGCCGGAGGCAAAAACAUUCGUAUUGUCGUGAUGAACAACCUACUGCCACGCUCUGUCAAAAUGCACCUGAAAUAUGACCUGAAGGGCUCCACCUACAAACGCCGAGCAUCCCAGAAGGAGCGGGAGAAGGUCUUCCCAACAUACAAGGACUUGGAUUUCAUGCAGGACAUCCCUGAUGGCCUCUUCUUAGACUCCGACAUGUAUAACGCUCUGUGCAAGACGUUACAGAGAGACUGUUUGGUCCUGCAGAGCUUUAAAAUCAUGGAUUACAGUUUGCUCGUUGCAAUCCAUAACAUCGACCUGGCGCAGAGAGAGCACGCGAUGGCAGACGGGACGUCCCAGACCGAUAUGCGGCGACCCGCUGCCCAGAAGGCCCUCUACUCGACAGCCAUGGAAUCCAUCCAAGGAGAGGCCCGGCGAGGUGGCACCAUAGAAACGGAUGACCAGAUGGGAGGCAUUCCAGCCCGCAACGCGAAGGGGGAGAGGCUGCUGCUGUACAUCGGCAUCAUCGAUGUGUUGCAGUCCUACAGAUUCGUCAAGAAGCUGGAGCACUCUUGGAAGGCCCUUGUACACGAUGGGGACACUGUAUCUGUGCACAGACCCAGCUUCUAUGCUGAAAGGUUCCAACGGUUCAUGUGCAACACAGCGUUCAAGAAAAUACCACUAAAGCCAUCCCCUUCUAAGAAGAGCCGGUCUGGCACAGCAGUUCCUCGGCGGAGCUGUCAAGGAGGAGUGCCUUCCCAGUCACACAUGUCGUGCGAGACAAAAGCACAAGUAACGACAGAGGCAGAUAUAGAGCAAGGUUCCCACCUUGGUCGCCCAGAUCUCCUGCCCAGGACCCUGCCAGUAGACGAAGCUAACAGCGAUUCCAUCGCAACGACCCUGUCCACUUCUUCCUUGGGCAGCGGAGGCCUCAACUCACCCGCAAACAGGUCAGUGGGCGUACAAGUGCAUAAAGCUGACAGCUCAGCAAAGGAUUUGCCUAGAACAGCUCCUGGCACCUUCCUGCCUAGCGGCUCCCCAGGGCCUUCCAUACCUGAGCGCUCAGCAGAGCUGAGAGAGCAGCUCGAAGACCUGCAAGAGACGGAGAUCAGCUUUCCGCUCCUGGCUGCCGGCGCCGCCUCCGUUUUCAGUCUUGCAUUGCCCCGAGACCACGGCGAGGAGAGCUGCUACCGUACAGGCCCCGGUGCUCCCGGCGGCUUGAAACCGAAAUUCCUACCGAAGUGGCUGCCUGGUGUUGGGCCGGACUUCUGCCUCCUCAAAAGGGGCUGGUGGAGCGCGAGGACGGUCGCCGUUCACAGACUGUUUGGUUCUCAAGGGCUCUCAAACCUCUCCACGCCGAUUGACGUCGCGACGAGACCCGUGAGCGGGAGGAAGAUCGGCUCAGGGCCGCCCGCGCCGUCUCUGCUGGAUCUUCCCGUCCCCCUCCCCGUCCCCGGCUCCCUCCAGCAGGUUCCACUUUAUAGCCGAACGCGGGGAGGGGACUCCGCUUCUCACGGGAGGAGCCGUGACCUCCGGAUCGACGCCGGGAUGGAGCGAUGGGCCGGAGCGCGGAUGGAAGUCUCCUGUCCUCCAUCGCCGUUGCCGGGGCGGGACGGAGCCGUCCCUGCGUGCCCCCCGCCCGGGGAGCGCCUCGCGCCCUGCGUCGCCCUUGUCCUUUCGGCUGUGUAA
Messenger RNA from Nipponia nippon (crested ibis), 2286 nucleotides. The record is from RefSeq and is a predicted model, not a curated record. Lineage: Eukaryota; Metazoa; Chordata; Aves; Pelecaniformes; Threskiornithidae.